This is a messenger RNA of Drosophila subpulchrella, 500 nucleotides long. Its product is annotated as SOSS complex subunit C homolog. Lineage: Eukaryota; Metazoa; Arthropoda; Insecta; Diptera; Drosophilidae. Gene Ontology annotation, biological process: DNA repair. Gene Ontology annotation, cellular component: nucleus; SOSS complex; nucleoplasm. The coding region runs from base 8 to 472 and encodes 154 amino acids. The record is from RefSeq and is a predicted model, not a curated record. The transcript has 2 exons.
GUGCGAAAUGCCAGUAGCCGAAUCAGCACGACUUGCAAAGAAGUUCCCCAAUACUUGCGACUUUUUGACAAUUAAUUUUUUGAUGGCUUUUCCCACCACAAGUGCCCAGCAAGCAGAGACGAACCGCAAGAUACUCGAGGAGAUCCAGACGAAGAAGCAGUUGCUCGCGGGCGGGAUCAUAAACCUGGGGCUGAGCACCACGAGUCAGAUGCCAACCACCCAGCUACUGGGCCAGCCAACGACACCGACUCCCGACUUCCAGGCGGGCGUGGGCAUUGCCUCCAAUGCCACAUCGACCACCCGCUCUGCAUUUAAUCCAACGAGCUCUACGACUCUGGGCUUCUUUGUACCUCAGGAUUCGUAUUUUGGAAACAGCUUUAUACCCGUGCUGCCUCGUCUGGAGCCGCUGCCGUCGCCCGCGACCACGCCCACCACUCCGAACGCCCCUGCCGGCCUUAAUAUCAGCAAGUAGUCCAAGCCACCAUGGCCCGGAUGAAGCU